This is a messenger RNA of Scophthalmus maximus (turbot), 1676 nucleotides long. It is a transcript of the gene cstpp1, whose product is annotated as centriolar satellite-associated tubulin polyglutamylase complex regulator 1. Bases 202 to 1293 code for a protein of 363 amino acids. NCBI's taxonomy places the organism in Eukaryota, Metazoa, Chordata, Actinopteri, Pleuronectiformes, Scophthalmidae. The transcript is spliced from 9 exons. The record is from RefSeq and is a predicted model, not a curated record.
AUAUUAGGAACCAAUGUUUGCUCUGUUGUUCGGGGGGAAUCAAAUGAAUGUAACUCACAACAUCCCGUUGUUUCCAUGGAAGCCCACAAUGUCAGGACGGACAGUUAGCAUAAAAACGACAUCAUCAUCAUCAAUAACCCGUUCACACAUGUAGCGGUUUAUAACAUUUGAAUCUACAGCCAGCGGGAGUCUGUUCGGUUCAUGUGGACGUCGUCCCCCGAGCAGCGGAGCAGGAUGAACCGGUUCAACUCCACCGUCACCGCGGACGAGUACCUCGCGGACAGUGACGUGUUGUUCUACCUGAGCGACGCAGUGACUCAGCUGCUGGAACACAAAGAGGAAUACACGCAGUUCGGAGUGAACCGCUACUUCGCUGAGUAUUUCAGCAGCGUGAAGAACAGUAACCACGUCCUCUUCAGAGAGUUCAACUACAUCAGGGCGACUCCUCACAACAGAGCGUCCUUCAUCAGAGUCUUCUGGAGAUGCUUCAGGCAGAUCGGCAAGAGCGGAGAUUUACUGUCCGUGCUCGAGUACCGGUCGCUGCUGCAGCUGUUGUGUCCAGACUUCCCAGUGGAGACGGUGCAGAGUGCAGCCAGAAUCGUUCUGAUGGACGACGCCAUCGACUGUCUAAUGUCCUUCUCUGACUUCCUUUACGCCUUCCAGCUGCAGUUCUACUACCAAGAGUUCCUGGACAGCGUUCUGAAGAUCUACCAUGACCUGCUGGCGGGGAAGAGUCCCAACACCGUCUUCGUCCCCACCUCCGACUCCGUGGAGCAGCUCCCCUCUGUGGCCGCAGAGGAGAACGACAGGGAGCAGCAGCAGCAGCAGCAGCAGCAACAGCAGGAGGAGGACGGCGGCGUGGAACCGUCCACUCUGGCUCAGUGUAUCGACGAUCUCUGCGACAGGUUCAAACACAGUCAUCCCUCCAGGUCCUGCAUGAGGGAAGUUCUGGACGAAACCGACAAGAUCUGUUACUACAGCUUCCUGAUGAGCCUCGCCAAACACGAGAGCGUCAACCAAACCGUUGGAGUUUUACCGAGCAGGGCGGAGUUACUCGUCGACCCAGAGAUGGACCAGGAGCUAGACAAACUUUCUCCCUCUGACGUCUCUCGUCCGUCUCUUGUCCAGAAUCGCCCAGAUCUCCGUGAGUCCCGGCAGCAACAGCAGCGGCAGCGGGUUGGUGGGCGGCCUGAAGGAGCUGCAGAGGAAGGCGUCGCCCAGGAGGAACCUCCACCACCGGCGGAAGAUGGAGGUGGAGAGCGACGGCUCCACGGAGGAGACGGACUCCUCUGAAAACUGACCUCUGACCUUUCACCCCUCCGCGACAAGUCCUAAACUUGCCUUCCUGCCCCGUACACUCACUCACCUGUAGCGGAUAAAAGUGCCAUAGAUCACGACGCCCUGUGAUACAACACGUCACUUGUAAAGAGAAGCAGCGAGGAUCAGGUGAUAUAUAUAUAGAUAUAGAUAUAGAUAUAGAUAAUAUAUAUAAUAAUACCCACAAUGCUGCUGAAUGCAGGGCAGCACUCUAGAUUUGCAUGGUCACAUGACUAGGGCUGCAAUUAAUGAUUAUUUUCAUAUUUAAUCUGUUGAUGUUUUUCUCGAUUAAUCAAUUAGUUGUUUGGUUAAUAAAAUGGUGAAAAAUGUCGAUCGUGUUCCUCAAAACCUCAACAUGA